AUGUCAGAGUACAGCAAAACUGAAAAGGUUGAGGAAUUAGCUUCGUUAGAUGAUGGAUAUGAUAGUGAUCCAACGAUUCCUCCAGAAAACCUCACAAAAGACGAAAGAAGAGUGUGGUUCAAACAAAGACUUCCUCAGGUUGCGUUACUCAGUUCAACCAACUUGACCAAGCAAUUUCAUGGCCGGGUUUUGGAGUUUCUCAAGAAUGGCUGCAGCAUCCAAUUCUACAUGAUUUGGUUCUCACCAGUGAAGUUCUUCGGAACCCGAGAAUUCUCGGCCAUAGACACCCUAUUCAAUUCCCACCCUCAAGGUUGCUUGAUGAUCAUAUCAAGAACCAUGGAUUCCACACGCGGCUAUAGGAUCCUAAAACCAUUACUGGAUCGCGGUUUCAAAGUUCUUGCUGUAACUCCAGACUUGCCCUUCCUAGUGAAGAACACCCCAGCUGAAGCUUGGCUUGAAGGGCUGAAGAGCGGCAAGAUAGACCCUGGUUUUAUCCCAUUGCCACAAAACCUCUGCAACCUCAUUAGACUUACGGUUUUAUACAAAUAUGGAGGUGUUUAUUUGGACACAGACAUUAUAAUUCUGAGAGAUUUCUCAGAGCUGAGGAAUUCAAUUGGAGCACAAAGUAUAGAUCCAGUGACAAAGCAAUGGAAACUAUUGAAUGAUGCAGUAAUGGUGUUUGAUAUGAACCAUCCAAUUCUACUUGAUUUUAUAAGGGAGUUCUCAUUAUCUUUCAAUGGAAACAUAUGGGGGUUCAAUGGACCUUUUAUGCUUACUAGGGUUAUGAAGAGAGUAGGAAGUAGAUCUGAUUAUAAUGUUACAGUGAUGCCGCCGGAGGCAUUUUAUCCGGUGGAUUGGCUUAAGAUUCACAGGCUUUUCAAGAAGCAAGUGAUCGCGGCGGAGAGGAAAUGGGUGCAAAGCAAACUGAAUGAGCUAAAUGGCAAUGGUGGAAAGACUUUUGCAUUGCACUUAUGGAAUAAGAAAAGCAAGAAGUUGAAGGUUGGAGAGAGAAGUGUCAUGGAAAAAUUAAUCUUAGAUCAUUGUGUCAUUUGUGAGAACAUAUUUGCCGAAACAUCAGGAAAUUUUUUCUUCAACUAAUUUUUUAUUGCAUAUUUCCCAAUCCUCAUGCAUAACGAUUGAAAUUGUU
Messenger RNA from Ziziphus jujuba (common jujube), 1147 nucleotides. RefSeq lists its product as uncharacterized. Lineage: Eukaryota; Viridiplantae; Streptophyta; Magnoliopsida; Rosales; Rhamnaceae. The record is from RefSeq and is a predicted model, not a curated record.